AUGCCAUCUGAGGAGUUUGUCCGUGGGAUGCUCUAUCUCUCCCUCACUGUUGUGGGAGUCCCAGGUAACAUGGCUGUCAUUCUGGCAUUCCUCCUCUUGCUCUAUAACGAGAACCAGCUCCUCCCAGCUGAUGCCAUAGUGCUGCACCUGGCCUGUGCCAACCUGCUGGUGGUGGGUGUACGCUGUUUGCUGGAGACCCUGGCUUCUUUCCACCUGGCCAACAUCUUUGGAGACACUGGCUGCAAAGCUGUGAUCUUUGUCUACCGAACAUCACGUUCCCUCUCUAUUUGGCUCACCUUUGUCCUGAGCGCCUACCAGUGCCUGAGCAUUGCCCCUCCUGGAUCACACUGGGCGUCUGGCCGUGCCUUGUUAGCCCGCUAUUUGGGCUUUGUGUUCCUCUUCCUCUGGGUCCUCAACACCUGCAUGAGCUCAGCAGCCAUACUCUUCUCCUUUAGCACCCAGAAUGACUCCAGCCUAACGAAUCAUGGCAUCAAUGUACAAUUUUGCUACGUGUACUUCCCUUCUAAGUUGUCCAAAGAAGCCAACGGGGCAGCCCAGGUGGGCAGAGACGUUGUACCCAUGGCUCUCAUGACCCUAGCCAGUCUGAUCAUCCUGGUCUUUCUUUACAAGCACAGCCAGCAGGUGAAGGGACUCCGCAGAAGCAGUGGUGGCAGUGGUGGGGCUGAGCAACGAGCUGCAAAAGCAGUGGUAGCGCUUGUUACUUUGUAUGUGGUUCUCUACGGGGUAGAUAAUGGGCUUUGGGUGUACACUCUCACUGUGAGAGAGACCAUGAGGUCCUCACUGAUCUCUGACCUGCGUAUAUUCUUCUCCUCACUCUAUGCGGCACUAAGCCCUGUGGUUAUCAUUGCAUCAAACAGGAAGGUGAAUGUCAGAUUGAGGUGUGUAGCGCAGGAGAAGCCUGUUCAGGAAAAAGCGACAAGUGUCUCGACUAUGUGA
Scomber japonicus (chub mackerel) is the source of this 957-nucleotide messenger RNA. Its product is annotated as olfactory receptor class A-like protein 1. The coding region runs from base 1 to 957 and encodes 318 amino acids. The record is from RefSeq and is a predicted model, not a curated record. Gene Ontology annotation, biological process: G protein-coupled receptor signaling pathway. NCBI's taxonomy places the organism in Eukaryota, Metazoa, Chordata, Actinopteri, Scombriformes, Scombridae. Gene Ontology annotation, cellular component: membrane. Gene Ontology annotation, molecular function: pheromone receptor activity. The transcript has a single exon.